Molecule: messenger RNA, 771 nt
Organism: Colletotrichum truncatum
Lineage: Eukaryota; Fungi; Ascomycota; Sordariomycetes; Glomerellales; Glomerellaceae
Product: peptide alpha-N-acetyltransferase
Cellular component (GO): mitochondrion
Source: RefSeq, a predicted model, not a curated record
AUGAUGCGACCGACGUUCCAACUCGCGGCCGUUCCGCGCCGUGCGAUACCGACUGCGAGACAAGGUGCAUGGGAGGCGAUAUGGAAGAAGCAGCUCACUGCGCCGAGGAGGCCCCUCACGACAUCACCCGUGAGGUUGCUGAGUAGCAAGACAAGCGCGACUCGUCGCACCCAAACAUAUAACUGGAGCUGGAUGACUUCUCGUCUCGAAACAAUGUUCAGAGGCUCGCGCCGGACAUUCCGUUUUUCCGCCACCCAGAGGAAUACAACAGCCGGGAAAACCACCCAGGAAUCGUUGUCAUUGAGCCAGAGACUGAAGAAACUUUCCAAGGAGUAUGGCUGGUCGGCUGUGGGAGUGUAUUUUACUUUGAGCAUUCUUGACUUUCCCUUCUGUUUCUUGCUAGUCCGAGUUGUUGGCACAGACAGGAUUGGUCAGCUCGAGCACUGGGUAACAUCCCAUGUAAAGAAAAUCAUCCCCGAAUCGGUCCAAAAUUGGUGGACCGAAUAUAGAGCAGCGCUUAGCAAAGCCGAGACCGAGCAGUUCGGGAACGAUGACAUUAGUGAGGCCGUCGAAAUGGCUGGUUGGGGAGUUGAAGAGGCGGAAGCGCGCAACAAGGCAGAAGCCAGCCUGGGAACUCAACUUGCGUUGGCGUAUGCAAUCCACAAAAGUUUCAUCUUCUUGAGAGUACCUUUGACUGCGGCGGUAACGCCAAAGGUUGUUAAAGUACUUAGAUCAUGGGGAUGGCAGAUCGGCAAACGGCGGAGCAAAUAG